AGUUUUUAAGAUUUAGGUCAGGACCCUGGCUGGCCCGUUCCAAAUAUGUUCAUAUUCUAGUCAGAGGAACAUUAAAACUUUCAGCUUCUCAGGCAACAACCAGAAGUCCAGCCUCCCUUUGCACACAUUGACGGCAGUAGGAAGUGGCCAUGAUGUGUUUCUGUCGCUGUUCCAGAAAUGAAAACCAAUGAAUCAGCACUGUACGGGGAGCUAAGCGCUAGACGCUGCACUGGGUCACGGAUUCUCUGCAGUGGCUGGGUUCGGUAGGUACUGACCUGCUGUUCUGGGUUCAUCUAGACCACCAUUCCCACAAAGGCGUUUGGGAUUUCCAUCAGAAGUGUGGGCUUACGAAAUUACAGCGGGAUACAUAAAGUGGCACAUGGAUGGCUUUUAGGCUCUGUCUUCUGAACUUCAGGUGUGUCAGGAGCUAACAUUAUGGAGUCCACCAAGGCGCUUGGUAAACUGGACCUGACCCCUGGCUUGGGUGCUACUGGGGACAUCGCCUCCAUGAACAAGUCCGGCCAGCAGCUUCUGGGACCACAGGACCAAGCUCACCUAAACGGCUGUAUCCCACUUUCUCAUCAGGUGGCAGGUCACAAGUACGGAGUGGAUAAAGUAGGUAUUUUACAGCAUCCAGAUGGAACAGUCUUGAAGCAAGUUCAGCCUCCUCCUAGAGGGCCACGCGAAAUGCAGUUUUAUAGUAUGGUGUUUGCAGAGGACUGCUCAGAUCCAUGUCUCCUAGACCUCCAGAACCUCCUUCCCAAAUAUUAUGGCACCUGGUCUUCUCCUGAAAGCCCAAAUGACCUUUACCUGAAGCUGGAGGAUGUAACAAAUCACUUCAACAGGCCGUGCAUCAUGGAUGUGAAACUGGGCCAGAGAAGCUACGACCCAUUUGCCUCUCAGGAAAAACGAGAGCAGCAGAUCAGAAAAUACCCUUUGAUGGAGGAAAUUGGGUUCCUGAUCCUUGGCAUGAGAGUCUACAACGUUUCCAGCGACACGUUUGACUCCUAUAACCAACACUAUGGGAGGGGCCUGGCUCAGGACACUGUUAAAGAUGGCUUAUCUAAGUUCUUCCAUAAUGGAGUCUGUUUGAGGAAGGAUGCCAUUCGGGGCAGCAUCUGCAGACUUCAGCAGAUUCUGCAUUGGUUUCAUUCCCAGCACCAGCUGGCCUUCUAUGCUAGUUCCCUGCUUUUUGUCUACGAGGGACUCCCCUCCUCCUUCACAUCAUCCUCCUUUUCUUUUCAACUUAGCGAUCCAUCAGUUAGUGAUGCUGUGAUGAAAACAGCCAAUUCGUUGCUGGUUGUUGAUGGCGAUCAGAGCCAGGAAGGGACAGCAGUUCAGGAUGAAGCAGGACAGAUAAACAAAGUAGCUGAGUACAACAACAACAUGGAAGUUUCAGUUUCACAGGACAGCAGCUUCUCCUCGGUUCUCACCAAUAACAGAAAAGAUGGAGAUCCCUUUUGCGUCAGGGGUUUCCUCCACAUUAACAGGGUGGAUGAUGUUGCUGCUGAGACAACUAAAGCUUCUAAACCAUGGGAUCAAGCACCUGCACUGUAUGAAGAAGAUAAUACGUGUCAGAGAAAAGCUGAUCAGAAACUGUCACCUAUUGAGAAUAGAAACAAGGACGGAGAGAGAGCCAAGAUCAGCAGAACAGCGGAGGUAGCGGAGGGGUUGGAGGGACAAAGGGGGACAGAUGAACAGGGCAGUGCAGGAGAUGCAGAUGUGGAGGUCAGGAUGAUUGAUUUUGCUCAUGUUUUCCCGAGUGAUGGCUACGAUCAAGGCUACAUCUACGGUCUGAAAAACCUGCUGACAGUGCUAGAGCAGAUACUCUGUGAGGCUGCACGGUGCUCGCUUAUCUCCCCUACCUCCCAAGUUCCUUGAAGAUCCACGGUGUCUUCUUCUCAACAAACACAAAACUGAAGAGGACUAAAAAAAUGAACCACUAAUAUCACACAUCUGACGGGGUUAACGGUCAGACAUGAUUACUGUAUUUUUGUAUGUGGCUAUGUCCAAUAUUUUUAUCCUAUUUUAUCCUUUGGACCCAACACCUCCACUGUUUAAUGUUGAGAAAAUGUUCUGGAAAUCAAAUUUCAGCCUAUAUUUCUCCAGAACGUUUUGGUACUUGAAGGUCCCAGAGCCUCCAAGGUACUUUUGGGCUUUAUUGUGAGGUGACGUGUAAGUUCCCUGUUACUAGUCACUUCAUGAUGCAGCUGGACGCUUGAGAGAAACCUCAAGGUAAGUUCUAACUGAAUCAUGAAGUACCCAGUGUGGUCCAGGAUGCCCUGUAAGCUCUGGGAAGGUGUAGGUUGAAUGAUGUGUUGCAUCAAUGUCCUUCAUAGCAUCACAGUCUGAUGGCUGGAAGUUUUUUCUUUGUGUUUCUGGCAGGUUUCCGUUAGCAGAGAUUCAUUGACUGCAACAUUUUCCUGUUUUCUCCUCCUUAUAUAAGAUAGUAGAUGUAUUCUAUACAUUGUGCAACUGGAUACGUGCUAAUCUGACAAGAUAUCAUGAAACAUUUUGAAAUCGUCUGGCUCUUUGUCAGGAAUAAUCAGUUCUGGAUCAAACCAACUCCUAUUCUGUUCGUUUUUCAGUCAUUCCAAAGGAAUUUAAUUAAAAUGCUUAAUCAGAACGAGAUCCCGGAUACAAGCGGCUGAAAUGAGCUUCCUCCGUAGGGUGGCCGGGCACUCCCUUAGAGAUAGGGUGAGGAGCUCGGCCAUCCGGGAGGGGC
Girardinichthys multiradiatus is the source of this 2725-nucleotide messenger RNA. It is a transcript of the gene ipmkb, whose product is annotated as inositol polyphosphate multikinase b. The coding region runs from base 436 to 1881 and encodes 481 amino acids. Gene Ontology annotation, biological process: inositol phosphate biosynthetic process. The record is from RefSeq and is a predicted model, not a curated record. Gene Ontology annotation, molecular function: inositol tetrakisphosphate kinase activity; inositol-1,4,5-trisphosphate 3-kinase activity. Gene Ontology annotation, cellular component: cytoplasm; nucleus. The transcript has 7 exons. Lineage: Eukaryota; Metazoa; Chordata; Actinopteri; Cyprinodontiformes; Goodeidae.